This is a messenger RNA of Thamnophis elegans (Western terrestrial garter snake), 846 nucleotides long. It is a transcript of the gene MAP3K10, whose product is annotated as mitogen-activated protein kinase kinase kinase 10. Gene Ontology annotation, molecular function: protein binding; protein tyrosine kinase activity; JUN kinase kinase kinase activity. Gene Ontology annotation, biological process: protein phosphorylation; positive regulation of apoptotic process. Lineage: Eukaryota; Metazoa; Chordata; Lepidosauria; Squamata; Natricidae. The record is from RefSeq and is a predicted model, not a curated record.
AUGAGCAGGCUGCAGGGAGAGGGAGGACUGCAGUGGUCCCCCAGGACCCACCAGCUGGCCCCCAACCCCUUCUGGGCGGCCGUUUUUAAGGAGGCCGCAGGCGAGGAGGAGCUGAGCCUGCACCAGGGAGACCUGCUGGAGGUGCCGCCCAAGGACUCCAGAGAUGAGAGCUGGUGGACAGAACUCUGGGAGAGGGUGGGGCUCUUCCCCAGCAAUUACCUGUCCAGUGACCCCAAGUAUGCCCAGGUCCCCUCCUCCCCCUUGGAAAUCCCCUCCCGGGAGCUGGAGCUGGACACCAUCGUUGUGGGGGGCUUUGGCAAGGUCAGCGAGGGCCUGUGCCCGGGGGGGGGGGGGGGAGAAGAGGUAGCAGUGAAGGCCACCCGCCAAGAUCCAGAGGAGGAGCUUACCGGGACAGUGAACCAAGUGCGCCAGGAGGCCUGGCUCUUUCCCAUGCUUGACAACAUCAUUGCACCGAAGGCAGUUUGCCUGAGCCCCCCCCCCCCAGCUCUGCCGUGGGAUGGCGUAUGCCUGCGGAGGGACAUUCAGCCAGGCUCGGGCAAGAAGCUCCCUCCUCGCAUCCUGGUCAACUGGCAGAUUGCGCAGGGCAUGAAGUACCUUCACCAGGGAGCCCCGGUUCCCGUCGUCCAUUAAAGUCCAUCAACGGUAAGCCAUCUGGACGGAGGCCUCUGUUCUGAUCUUGACUUGAGCCAACACACCCUCAAGAUCACCGACUUUGGCCUGGCACACGAGUGGCAUAAAACCACUCAGAUGAGUGCAGCUGGCACUUAUGCCUGGAUGGCGCCAGAGGUCAUCAAGCGUUCUGUCUUUCCCAGAGCAGCGAGGUGA